Cokeromyces recurvatus is the source of this 703-nucleotide messenger RNA. RefSeq lists its product as uncharacterized. The transcript has 2 exons. Gene Ontology annotation, molecular function: RNA polymerase II cis-regulatory region sequence-specific DNA binding. Gene Ontology annotation, biological process: cell differentiation; regulation of transcription by RNA polymerase II. The record is from RefSeq and is a predicted model, not a curated record. NCBI's taxonomy places the organism in Eukaryota, Fungi, Mucoromycota, Mucoromycetes, Mucorales, Mucoraceae. The coding region runs from base 25 to 570 and encodes 181 amino acids.
AACAACAAUAAUAAUAAUAAAGUUAUGAAAUCAACCUGUAUUUUACCUUCACUUUCAGACAUUUUGAAUCCUUUGCCUCAGCAGGAUUAUAAAUCAUAUCAACAAAGAAAUUUAUCUAAUGCUAGACUUAAGGUUUCAAAUUUAUUGUUAUCCAAAAAUGAUAUAGUAUAUGAAGAAGAACCUGUUAAAGCAAAACGAAAAAGAGCUUCCAGUUCUCAAUUGAAUAUCCUGAAUCGUGUAUUUGAACAAACAUUUUUUCCUUCCACUGAGCUUAGAAUAGAAUUAGGAAGACAGCUUGGAAUGAGUCCAAGAACAGUUCAGAUCUGGUUUCAGAACAAGCGACAAUCACUUAGAAUGAAAGAAAGAGCAAGCUAUAACCAUCUAAUUCGUUCACCACCCAUUUCGCCUUCAUCUAAUCAUACAUACUCAUUUAAUAAUGCAAACCAUCAAACAAAGUCGGUUUAUAACACUCUACCACCACUUAAAUUAUCACAGGCUUCAACUAUCUUCCCUUUAACGCCUUCAUCAUCUGCUCAACCAAGUCCAACAUCCUUCGAUCAUCUUAUGUGAUUCCCCCCCCCUUUUUUUUAUUAUCUUUUUUAUAAAUUGUUGUUGUUUACUUGCUUGCUAAUUUUCGUGAGGAGAGUAUUUUUUUUUUCUGUGUUUAAUUGUUUUGUUAAAGAAAUACAGAAUAACAUGAUAG